Molecule: messenger RNA, 806 nt
Organism: Effrenium voratum
Lineage: Eukaryota; Dinophyceae; Suessiales; Symbiodiniaceae
Source: the annotation of a GenBank genome assembly
AUGGCGCGGCUGUCGUUGUCUCGAGCAAUCCAGCUUUUCUGGCAUGCAGAGCUCUCAAAUGACGAUGCCAAGCUGCCCUCAGCAGACGAUUCUGGCACCGAUGCCGAACGCCGCUUGGCACACGUCGUGGUUCAACUGAUGGCGGUGCCAGCAGGCAUGACAUCCAUGUCGUUGCCUGGCAUGCAGCUGAUGCCCAUAAGUUGCUCCGGGAUGAUGUUCCAGAAGGACUGGAACGGCGGGUCCGAACAGCCGAAGUGUGUUGUCAAGAACACCUUCCUGCACGUGGACAAUCAGGAGCAGACCUCCAACGCCGGCAUGAAAGAUCGACGCCGCGAGAGCUCGGCUCCGCCGCGGCCCCGCGUGGAGAUGGCAGAAGAGGAGGAAGAUGGGCGAGAGGCACGUCAAGGUGCCGGAAGUUUGUGGACUGAAGGCGUGGCUGGUCGUCAGGCUUCGGAGCCUGCCAGCAAGAACAACGGGCAGUAUUUGCUCAUCCCCAGUGCGAACUCUUUAAAGGCACAAAAGUCGCAGGGGCAUUCGCUCUCCAUGGAACAGCAAAUUCAGCAGCUUCAGCUGGAGCAGCAGCAGCUGCUGGCGCAGCAUCAGGCGCAACAGCAGGCCCUGCUUCAGCAGCAACAGGUGGAGCUCAUGUACCAGCAGCAACAAUUGGAAGCACUUCAGCACAGCGUGAAUGAGACGCAAGGUGAGGAGAUCCAGGAGACCGAUGAUGAGGACUGCAUUGGCCAGUACCAGCAUCAGGGCAUCUCCCCCGGACCUGUGGCACCCACCGACGGGGCCAUGGCAUGGAU